Messenger RNA from Coffea arabica (coffee), 1503 nucleotides. The record is from RefSeq and is a predicted model, not a curated record. NCBI's taxonomy places the organism in Eukaryota, Viridiplantae, Streptophyta, Magnoliopsida, Gentianales, Rubiaceae.
AUGAAGCAACACAAGUAUAAGGGCAGCUUGGAGCCUUGGACUGCAUGUGUUUAUGGACUGAUGUCAACCCAAGACAAGGGCAGUCAACCCGAGAUUUCUUGUAUCCCACUGUACUCCUUUGGUAAUAUACAAGAAGGACAAGAAGCUGUGGUUAUUGACGAUAACAAUGAAGAAGGAGAAAAUGAUAAAUUAGAUGAAGAUGAUGAAUUCCAUAUUCCAAAACGGAAUAAAACUUCUGAAGCUUGGGAGGACUUCAACGAAUUUGAAGAAAAUGGCAAUUACUAUGCCAUUUGCCGUUACUGCAAUAAAAAGCUAUCGAGGGGUAAAUCAAAGCAAACAACUAGCUUGUGGCGGCACCGAAACUCAUGUCCAUCUAGAAAAGAAAGUUUAAGACAAGCUGCACAACAAACGAAACUGAACUUUCAGCCGGCUGAUGAUGCAUUUCCUUCUAUACCACCGUUGCAUACCGGAAAAUUUGACAUGGAGAAAAUGAGAGAAGCCGCUGCACAUUGGAUUGUGAUGCACGAACAUCCCUUCACCAUUCUUGAAGAAGAAGGUUUGAAUAUUUUCCUAAAGCGUGGCAUGCCCGAGUGGCAAAAGAUCAUUAGAGGAGUUGCAAAAAAUGAUUGUGUGGCAGUCUAUGAACUUGAGAAAAAGAAGCUGAAGAAAAAGUUAAGAAAUGUGAAAAAGGUAAGCCUCACAACCGAUCUUUGGAAAUCUAAAAAUCAAAAGAUCGAAUAUAUGGUUAUUACUGGCCAUUGGAUUGACUCAGAUUGGAAGCUACAAAAGAGAGUGCUCAACUUUGUUCACAUACCACCUCCUAGACGAGGGGUUGAGAUUGCUGCUUCACUCUUCAAGUGUGUGAAGGAUUGGGGUAUUGAGCAAAAAAUACACACAAUUUCAGUUGAUAAUGCUUCAGCCAAUGAUGUGGCUAUUAGAGUUUUGCGGGUUGAUUUUAGUAGAUCGAAGAAACUAUUAGGUGGCGGCAAGUUGUUUCAUGUUCGAUGCUGUGCGCACAUCUUGAACCUUAUUGUUCAAGUCGGCCUUUCUGAGAUUGCGGACAUUGUAAACAAAAUUAGGGACAGCGUCGAUUUUGUCAAUCGCUCAGAGACCAGAUUAUUGUUGUUCGCUGAGAUUUCACAACAACUUCAAAUACCCGGGAAAAAGUUGCUUUAUGAUUGUCGAACAAGAUGGAAUGCCACCUUCGAAAUGCUAAGCUGUGCUAUGAAGUUCAAAGAUGUUUUUCCUCGUUUUCAAGAUAGAGAUCCACUCUAUGAUUCCUGUCCAGCUUAUGAGGAUUGGGAAAAAGCAGAAAAAGUGUGCUCUGUGUUAGAGAAAUUUUGGGCAGCCACGCAUGUGAUAUCCGGGAGUAAAUAUCCUACGAGCAAUUUAUUCCUUCAAGAGGCUGUGAAAAUUAAGAAACUCUUAGAUUCUCGAGAAAAUGAUGAAAAUGACUUCAUCCGAGCUAUGAUUAGAAAGAUGAAGUCCAAGUUCGACAAAUAA